Messenger RNA from Melampsora larici-populina 98AG31, 630 nucleotides. RefSeq lists its product as uncharacterized. Gene Ontology annotation, molecular function: ATP binding; protein kinase activity. The record is from RefSeq and is a predicted model, not a curated record. Lineage: Eukaryota; Fungi; Basidiomycota; Pucciniomycetes; Pucciniales; Melampsoraceae. Gene Ontology annotation, biological process: protein phosphorylation. The coding region runs from base 1 to 630 and encodes 209 amino acids. The transcript has 3 exons.
AUGAAGCGCGUGAUGCUGAUGGUGUCCACAAACGCCCAUCCUUUGGACUUCAAGCCGGUACUAAACGUUAAAUGGGGUUAUUAUAUGAAAUGCCAACAGGCGCGAAGAAAAGCUGAUGGCGCAGUGGUGGCUAUGAAGGGAUAUGAACCUAGUAAUGAUGUAGAAGAACGAAAGAACUUCGCCAAGUUGAUAAAUGAACGUAUUAUUAUUUUGGAAACGCUAAAUCAUGCCGGCUUUCCAACUUAUCUUGGCCAUUUUCUAGACAAAUACCGCAUCAAUCUAGUCUUCGCUUACGAUCAUGAUACACCAAAUCUAGAACACCUCGCAGGCGAGCGAAACAUCUCGGAAGCUGAAGCAUGUCAUUACGCACUACAACUCGCCGAAGCGUUGGACCACGUCCAUGGCCACGGUGCCAUCUUGCGCAUGCAUCCCAACUGCUCAGACAACCCGAUUAUCACCUGUGAUCUCAAAUUCCCUCGCACGAUGUCAGCAACCAUGUGCGACACAAUUUCGCUCUUUUUGAAGAAAGAUCCAAAGGAACAAAUAUCUUCCUUGGCCGAAUUGCAAGCGUUACCCAUGUAUUCCAACAUUUGGCCGCCAAGGGCAACGAACAAGCUAUUUUGGGGUUGA